AUGGAUCCGCCCACCACCGCGGGCAAGCGCAAGCGCCCGGCCGCUGCCGGCGCCGCCGUCGACGAGGUGUCCGACGCCGAUGUCGAGGAGUUCUGCGCCAUCCUCCGCCGCCACCACCGCAUGCGCGACGCCUACCGCCGCCCCGUCUCCGGCGCCCGAGCGGGGCCCCAGACUCCCACGCACGUGCCGGCGCCGUGGCGCCCCAGCUUCUCCAUGGCGGACUUCGCGCAGCCCGCUCCGACGCCGGCGGCGGUUCCGGCGCUGCGGCAGCAGCAACUGCCCGUGGCCGGCAACGCCACGCCGCCACGGCGUCCCGCCAGCAUCGGCGUCGACCUCAACGCCGAGCCGGAGCCCCAGGAGCCGCCCACCCCGCGUCCAGAGCGCGACCAGGCGUAG
Molecule: messenger RNA, 396 nt
Organism: Lolium rigidum
Lineage: Eukaryota; Viridiplantae; Streptophyta; Magnoliopsida; Poales; Poaceae
Product: protein NEGATIVE REGULATOR OF RESISTANCE-like
Exons: 1
Coding region: 1-396 (131 amino acids)
Biological process (GO): regulation of systemic acquired resistance
Source: RefSeq, a predicted model, not a curated record